AUGAAUUUGCUCUUGUGUAAAAAUAAAAAGUCCAAUGGAGAAGGGGAAAAGAUAAAGAAUGAACAUAGAGCAUUUACAGAAAAACGUGAAAGUAUAAUUCCUUUAGAAAAUAAGACAGUUGCAAUUCCUUUUUGUUGUAGUAAAUACAUAAUCAACAACUCCUUUUCAAAGAUUCUAAGCCCUACAGACGCUAGAUAUAGUGAUGGAUUCAGCAGAAACUUUAAAGGCACAAACAAUGUGUUCUCAAAUACUAAGGAUCAUGAACCCCCCAAUACUGAUACAGAUAUGUUUGAAAGAAACGUUGAACCCUUUAAUUCGGUUAAUUUUGAAGGUCACAGCAACGUGAAACCUUUGCAAAAUACAUGUUCUGAAGGGGAAAUGUGCAGCAUAUACUCAAAUUUACAAAAUACUAAUACACAUAGUACAAUUAGAAAAUUAGAACAUUUUGACUACAUAAUGUACAACAUAAUUAAAAAUGAACACGAGAAAAAGUUACAGUUGAAAGAAAAUGUAGAAUCCAAAAACAAUAUUACCAUUAUAAAUAACCUGUAUUCCAAUAGAACACAAAUGGUAGAUAACGGUACACUUAAUCUUGUUCAGAUUAAUAAAAACAUUGCAAAUUCAGAAAGGAUAUGUGAGGAAAACAACAGAAAAUUGCAAGAUACUAAAUGCUCACUGAUGAAAAAUGGUAAUGUAAUGAACCAAAUUAAAAUGUCUAAUGGUUAUAAUGCGAAAAAGGAUAGAAAAUCAUCUGCGAAAUCAGGUAAGGAAGAUGAUUUACUUGUUGAUUCUGAAAAUGAGUUAAGGAAAGAACAAUCUUUGUCUAUGAUAGAUACUCAUAAAAAAAACGUAGCAGGAAGCAUAAAAGGAAACACUGAUCAAUAUAAUGCUUUAGGACAGCAUUAUGACAUAUAG
Plasmodium cynomolgi strain B is the source of this 915-nucleotide messenger RNA. RefSeq lists its product as hypothetical. The coding region runs from base 1 to 915 and encodes 304 amino acids. Lineage: Eukaryota; Apicomplexa; Aconoidasida; Haemosporida; Plasmodiidae. The record is from RefSeq and is a predicted model, not a curated record. The transcript is spliced from 2 exons.